Cuscuta epithymum is the source of this 8253-nucleotide messenger RNA. The record is from the annotation of a GenBank genome assembly. Lineage: Eukaryota; Viridiplantae; Streptophyta; Magnoliopsida; Solanales; Convolvulaceae.
UUAUACUACGUGCCUAUGUACUCCGUAUUAAUAAACCAUUUAGUCUAACUUCAGCAGCAUUAUAUUAUAUUGUUCUUGAUCUUCAUUCAUCAUUAGUUUCACCCCAAACCCUAGGGCCACAACAAGUGUGGGAUUGAAUCCCAAAACCCAUGUACCAACCAGUACAAAGCCCUUGGGCCUUGGCUAGCAAGCAUUAUAGGGGGUUUUCUCCCGCUUCCUACCAGUCAGUCCCUUCCCUAGACCACGUCGGCGUUGCCUUCACCAUCGUUAAAUCGCUUGCUUCCAGGAUAAUCCUCACCACAGGAUUCAUGCAUGUCUUGCCGGACUCUUUCGACAUGUUGCGGUCGAGUUUGCUCGAUUGCCAUGUCGGAGGUGUUGGGCUUUCCCUUGGAGCCACAAGCAAUAGUUGCAGCAUCAAAGGACUUAUUGCUGCACUAUGCUUCCACCAAAUGUUUGAAGGGAUGGGAGUCGGGAGCUCCAUUUUGCAGCUUCCUCAGGUAGAGUGUUAACCACAUAAGCUGCUGACUCGGUUCCCACAUCCAAUUUCUCUUCUUGCUCCCUCAACAUACAUAUAUUGAUGUGAACACAAAGAGUGUUAAUUUUUUCCUGCAACAGUAUUUGGUAAUUAAAAGAUAUUGUCCACAGAACAAUACCAAAAUUAUAAUGAGAGUAUCAUACGACUACUCACUUUGCAAAGUUAAUUAGCUCCUAGUGGGGGGGUGUUGUUAAUCAGAUGAGCAAUACUGGUAGUGCCGCUUGGAUAUUUGAUCUGGAAGUCUAUGGUCAGUAUGUGAAACAAAUCAAUAUAUUUAUUAAUCAAGACCCCCCGUAAAAAGGCAUGGAGAAAAAAGGGUGAAGUGGAAAUGCACCUUUCUAAGAGGAACAAUGGAGAAUAACCCGAGAAAACUGAUAACAAUGAGAACCCAAUCAUCCAAGAACUAGUAAGUUCUAGGCUUCUACUUGGAAGCAUCUUUGUAUGUUUGGGCGCCUUUAAAAUUUACCCCAGCUAAGCCUCACCUAAGCCUCACCUAGACAUUAUGCCCCAUGGCAUCUUGAAAACACUAUUUACUCCUCUUUGGUUGAUCUUUCGUGAUGGCAAGAACAAGGAAGCAGUCAAGCAAAAAAAUGAUGCAGUGUAAAGCAUCACUCUGUCAAUAUCUUUCUGAACUGAAAGUAGAAGAAUUGUGUCAAGAAAUAGAAUAAAUAACUAGAAUUUUAUAACAAAUGCUAUUGACCGUUAAACUAUUCUGCUCAUGAUCAUAAGGUUCUGAAAUUUUGCUCAACCACCCAACAUUGAAUUAGUCACCUUUUGUCAUAAGAAAAGGCGGCUUAUGUUUAUUUCAAAACAAAAAAUCAUAUUCAAAUAUACAUAUCACUUCAUCACAUCUAAUAAUUAGAUUCAGCUCUUCCUUAAGAUUUAUAUCUGAGUACAUAAGUAUGAAUUUUGUUGCUAAACCACUUAGUUUUACCUACUCAGCAGAUAUUAGCUACAAGAUUUCAGUAAAAAUCAACUAUAGGCACUAGAUAGUGGACAAAAUUAUUGACUCUUUACAAGAAAAAUACAAACAAGGAAAAUGUUAUGUCAUCAUUCAGGAAUGGAAGUAGUAAUGUGAACAAAACCUAGAUUGACAAUUUCUUAAUUUACAUUUACAAUAAAUCAUAAAAUGGAUCAACUUUAAAGUAAUCAAAUAAGCAAAUUUACUACUGAAAUAUCUAGAUAUCUAGUGUGGUAGUGAUGGUUCAGAUGAUGAUGGUCCAACAAACUUAAUAAAAUGCCUAAAAUGGUACAGUUAUCACUUACCAUUGACAAACUUGACAUCAAAUAGAAUGUGCUUAUUUGACAACCAUCUUCAACAUUUCAUAACUUUUUUUAUGGUUGAUGUAGCAAGCCAAAAUACAUUCCCUUCAUCUAGUAAUCCCACUCCAAUAGCAUAUUGGUCACCUCUUACAAACCUACAAAAUAACAAGUUAAGUGACUCUUUUUUCAAUUUGCAAUAGAUCACUGUUUAAUUUGUUACCUCUUUCCUUUCAAACUCAGUAAACUUGCUUCCUAUUUCAUGAGAACCUAACGAGAACUAUUUCAGAAAAGAAUCAAUGGCAUACGAAGAAAAUUUCUAACGAUUGCAUACAUAUAAAAUUGAAACACUGUUAUUCUCAAGUACAAAUCAAGCAAUCGCGAAAAAGUAGUAAAACUACCGAUUUUUUAUACUACCACACGGAAAUAGGAUGCACCUGGAAAUUUGAUCGCGGAGAAAAUCCGAUGGAAGAUUUGCGAUGGCACAAAUCCACAAAUUAGUAUGAUCGAGGAGUUGAGGAUGAUCUUCUACCAUGGUUGAUAAUCAGUCUGCGACGAUGCUAUAUAUGCUCAUGAACAGUCCGGCCAAAAGCACCGAUUUAAGAGCUUAGGUCAUCGUCCAGGACAAAAGCACCGAUUAGUUUGACAGAACGUGUGUUCUCUUUUUUUUUGAAUCCUUCUACUUUUAUUAGGAAUAAUACGGAGUAAUAUUAACUCGAUCUCCAGGGAUUUUUAAAAUGUUUAACUUCCUUUUAAUUAAACUCCGUAUUGUCAGUUCGUAUACCAUGCAACCGUCCCACGGUGCGCAUGGUAUAUCUGGGAGAGUGAAGAAGCAGUUCGUAUAUUUUGGCUUUGUUAUUUUUUAUUUCUCCUUUUUUUAAAAAUGUUAAUAAUUUUUUUAUUUUUGAUCCGAUUUUUAUAAAAUUUAUAUCAAAAUUUUUUAUUUUUCAUGAUCUUUCAAAUGAGACCAAUAUUGCCUAUGUAAUUUUAACAUAUUAACAUUUGCGUGUAAAAAUAUGUAACUUUACGUGUUAAAAUAUGUAACUCGCGUUCAGUCAGGCCAAAUGCAACUCGUGUGUAUAAAUAUGUAACUUUACGUGUAAAAAUAUGUAACUUUACUUAAAAAAAAUAUGUAACUCUCGUUCAGACAGGUCAAAUGCAACUCGUGUGUAUAAAUAUGUAACUCGCGUGUAUAAAUAUGUAAUUUUACGUGUAAAAAUAUGUAACUUUACGUGUAAAUAUAUGUAACUCGCGUUCAGGCAAGUCAAAUGCAACUCGUGUGUAUAUAUAUGUAACUCGCGUGUAUAAAUAUGUAACUUUACGUGUAAAAAUAUGUAACUUCACAUAUAAAAAUAUGUAACUCACAUGUAUAAAUACCUAAUACAAUAAAUUUUUUAUAUACACAAUUUUAAGAUAAAAUGUGAUUUACACAAUUAUUUUUCUGUAUUAAAUUUAGUUUGGUUUUCUUUAUAAUCCAAUACACAUUAAUAUAAUAGUUUGAUUAUUUCUUAAAAUUACAUAAGCAAUAUUGGUCUCAUUUGAAAGAUCGUGAAAAAUAAAAAAUGUUGAUAUAAAUUUUAUAAAAAUCGGAUCAAAAAUAAAAAAGUUAUUACCAUUUUUUAAAAACAAAGGAUAAAAAUAAAGAAACAGUCCUCAUCAAUACUCCGUCGUUUUGCAACCGGGCGCACCAUCCUCAUGGUGCGCCGGUUGCACGAUAUAAUUUGCGCCGUAUUGUGGUAUACAUAGAUUUUGAAAAUUGAAGUAUGUCGGCAAAGGAAAUUAAAGUGAGUCAAGAAGGAAAUACGGAGUAUGACUUUUUCCAAAAUUAAAGUGGAAUAGUUAUCUUGUCACACAAAGGUGUCAGUAUAUAUUAACUAUUAUAACACUUUUUUAUGUGUCAACGAAAAUGUGUGUCAAGAAAUGUAACAUUUCUUGUAGUGAGCAAUACAUGAAAGCCGGCAGUCGCAAAACAAUAAAGACUAAAGGGUCAAAUAUGUCCUUGUAACCGUUUCAAAUUGCUCAAUUUGCCCCCUGAACCCAAAAAUGCUUCAAUUUGCAGCCUGAACUCGAUAAAAUGAUCCAAAUUUCAGUUUUUGCAGGUUUCAAUCCGGUCACCCGGUAGGGUGCCAACUGUGCAUGUGACGUGGCACAGUAUGUAUAACACAAAUUUUAUUUUAUGUAUAAUAUCUAAUGGUUUGUAAUAUAACACAAAUUUUAGGUUUUGGUUGAUAAUUUAUACAAAGCAUUAUGUUUAAAUUAUCCAUUUGUAGUUUUUCAUUUCAUAUUUUUUAAUUUAUCUAAAAAUAUACUAAAAAUAUAUAAACAAUUUUUAUGUAACUACUUUUAAUUUUCCGAAGUUACUAAUUACACUUUUUUUAUAUCUAUAGAAAUAAGAAUUAAAAUAUAAAAAUAGUAACUACAUGUUCAUAUUAUUUAUUUUAAAUAUAUUGAAGUCUUUUUUACGUAUUGUAGAUAAGAAUGAAUUUCUUUUAGUUUAUAUAUUAUUUCAGAAUUUCUUUCUUUUGAAUUUACCAAAAAUACAAAUAUUUCAUAUUUGUAUUUUAUAUUUUCGAUUAAUUUUUUAUUCUAUUUUUUAUUUUCAUUAUUUAUUUCUAAUUUUCGUAAUUUGACUUUUUUGUUGAGUUGAGGGGGUGAAUUGAACGAUUUAAUCAGGUUCAGGAGCUUAUUUGACCACGUCACAUGCACAGUUAGAUCCCUACGUGGUGACGUGGUGACCGGAUUGUAACUUACAAAAAGUGAAAUUUGGAUCUUUUUAUUGAGUUCAGGGUGUCAAUUGAACCUUUUUUUGGUUCAGGGAGUAAAUUGAUCAAUCCAGAAGGGUACCUGAGCCUAUUUGACCCUUUAGCCCACAAAAAUUACAAUUGUCCAACACUCCAACUAUGAACUAUAUAACAAAAAAUGGGCACGCGUGUGGCAUGGAAUAAGAUAAGUGUGGCUUGAGUAAGAAUAAGUGUGGCGUGGGUAGAAGGCCAUGUGCUCAAGGGAUUAGCCACAAAGAUAGGAUCAUUCAACCUCACAUACACUUCGUACCUAGCUAGUAGUUUAGUACGAGUAUAUACGAUAGUAGGAUAUACUACCUCCGUUCUCUUUUAAAUGCAACGUUGGACUUUUUGCACUAUUCACAUGUUCUACUUUGACUACGUUUUAUUUAUUAAUGUAAUAAUAUAUAUUUUUGAAAAAAAUAUUGUUAAAUUUUUCUCAUUAUAAAUUUUCAGAAUCUAUUUUUUAAACGUUUUUUACUAAUCGGGAAUUAUAUAUAUUAAUGGUCAAAGUUGUGCCUCGACAAAUGUGAAAUGCUGACUGUUGCAUUUAUUUAAGAACGGAGAAAGUACCAAGUAAUAUAUACUCCGUACGUACGUAUGCUAAUGACUGCGUGUGCCAGCCUGCCCCUCACAUACUCCCUGCGUAUUCAGUAUUCUCCAUCAUAUCGAUCAGUUAGUUACUUUGUUAUAUUUACUUAUAUAUAAGCCUCUCACGACACAUACGUACGUACUCCCUACCGUAUAGAUACUACAUAUAUACUAUAUACGUAUAAAUCACAUAUCAUCCGCUUCCUAAAGGAUCCCUGAUAUAAUUAAUUAAGCUAUGGCGGAAAAGAAGAAUAUAGCUUCAGCAGCAUUGUUCUUCAUCUUCAUCAUUAUAUUCACAAAUGCACCCCAAACUCUAGCCCAAGGCCACAGCAAGUGCGGGACUGAAUCCGAUAACCCAUGCACCGACAAGUCCAAAGCCCUUGGCUUGAAAAUCAUAGCCCUCGUAUGCAUACUGUUCGCGAGCGUUAUCGGGGUUUGUCUCCCGCUCAUCACCAGCUCCGUCCCUGCCCUACACCCCGCGGGCGUCGUCUUCACCGUCGUUAAAUCGUUUGCUUCCGGGAUAAUUCUCGCCACUGGAUUCAUGCACGUCUUACCGGACUCUUUCCACAUGUUGCGGUCGAGUUGUCUCAGUGACAGCCCGUGGCAUCGGUUUCCAUUUAGCAGUUUUGUAGCCAUGUUAUCGGCCGUUGUUACCAUGGCCAUCGACUCCCUUGCCACGAGCAUGUAUAGGAAGAAGAACGCCGCCGAAUCUCCCCGGGACGCGGCCAGCCAAAAUGUGGAGAUGGGAUUUACCUCAGCUGACAAAGGAGUCCAAGUGGACACUCAAAUUUCACGUUCUAGAGUGAUUGCCAUGGUAUUAAUUAAUUAAUUAAUUACAUGCUAAUUAUAUUAAAUACUCCGUAUAUAAUUAAGUUGAUUAUUUUAUGUGAUGUGAUAUGAUCUUUUGGUUUAAUUUGGAAGUUGUUUUUUAUAAGAGAAAAGUACUCUAAUAUUACUAAAAUUUAUGAGUUUUCGCCUUCUAAGAAUAUGACUAUAUAUGACCAAAUGGAACAUCGAUCACAUACAUGGCCGGCUGGAAUGAUGAAAAUAAAUAACCAAUAAUGACCUUAUGCAUAUACGAACUAAUUCCUUAUAUUUAGGAACAAUAAUUAAUGCAGCCUAAUGUAUGCUUUAAUUUCUCUUCAUCGUAAAUAAGGAUAUGUUGCAAAAGAAAGUAAUUAUUUGAAAAGCAAUGGCCGAUAGUUUAGGUAAUAAUAAAAUGAGCAUUAACAUAAGGCAGUGAAUAAUAUAGGCAGUAAAAACCUGUUAACAUACAUGUCCAUGCAUGGCACAUGCAUGUGUGCGCUGUACUCAUCCAAGCCGCAAGACUUCCUGACUUCCCUUACUAUUCGGCCAUAUAUGUUGUUGUGUUUAUUAAUUAGAGUUUAUCUCUUAUUAUUAUUAUUAUUAUUAUCCCAUACGUAGCUUAUCAAGUACAUUUAUGUACGUUUCUAUACCGAUAGGAAUAGUCAGUUAGCAAUCUUUAUCUGUACAUUUUAUUAGGCCAACUCAAGUGUAUAUAUUCAUACGAAGGAAUGAAAUGAAGGAUACGUGGAAUUCCAAUUAAACCUUUCGAAAAAACAUAGGCAGUAAAAUAAUGAAAUAUUCAGUAAUAAAUGUUGACGUGUGAGCAUAGGCACUAAAUAGAGGACAAUAAAGAAAUGGGCAUUAACAUAAGACAGUGAAUAACAUAGGCAGUAAAAUCCUUUUAAAAAAAUAUAGGCAGUAAAAAUCAUGAAUUAUUUAGUAAUAAAUGUUGACAGGUGAGCAUAGGCACUAAAUAGAGGACAAAAAGAAAUGGGCAUUAACAUAAGACAGUAAAUAACACGAACAGUAAAAUAAUGAAUUAUUUUAUUCGUUAGUAAAUAUUUGCAUUCUAUAUAUGAUCCAUAAAUUAAAUAGACAGUAAAUAUAAAAAUAUAAUUAAUUGUUUAAGAGGGUAGUAAAUGUGUAUGAGGGCACUAUUGUUUGUAGUACGUAUAAUAAUAAUAAUAAUAAUAACAACAACAACAACAAUAAUAAUAAUAAUAAUAAUAAUAACAACAACAACAACAACAACAACAAUAACAUAAUUUUAAUUUAUAUAAUGGAAGCAAUGUCUCGGUAGUUACAUAAAGAAGUAGUUCCUUAUUUUUAGGAGUCUAAUUAAUAAAUAUACAUGCAUGCGGUGGAAGGCUAAUGGAAUCCUUAAUUUUAGGAGAAAUAACUACUUAUUCAUUAUUGUGCUGAGGACAUUGGUGGAAUAAAAAGAAAAUAAAGAAACGCGGACGACCAAGUACAUUAUGCAAGUAUCACAUUAGGGAAAAAAGUGAAGAAGUCAUAGAUUGGGAAUAUCAUGUUCUUUUAGUCAUAGGAGAGUUAAUUUUCUCAUUUUAUAAAUGUGUGAAAGGUAUUGGAGAUUGGGAUAAUAGUCCAUUCAGUGGUGAUUGGGCUUUCUCUAGGAGCUUCAAGUAACACUUGCAGCAUUCGGGGAUUAAUUGCUGCUCUCUGUUUUCAUCAAAUGUUUGAAGGAAUGGGACUUGGAGGCUGCAUUCUGCAGGCGCAAUACGGUUUGUUAAAGAAGGCGAGCAUGGCGUUUUUCUUCUCAGUGACAACGCCCUUGGGGAUAGCGGUGGGGAUAGGAUUAUCCAACACAUAUAAAGAGAGCAGUCCCCGUGCUCUUAUCACCGAAGGGUUGCUGAACGGAUCAUCCGCGGGCCUUCUCAUUUAUAUGGCUUUGGUAGAUCUUCUGGCUGCUGAUUUCAUGGGCCAAAAGCUACAAGGGAGCAUCAAGUUACAGAUGUAUUGUUUCAUGGCCGUGCUUUUGGGAUGUGGUGGGAUGUCUAUCUUGGCCAUGUGGGCUUAAUUAGCUAGUUAGGUUCAUGCCUGCAUGAUUGGUGAUCAUGAACUCUUUUAUUUAUGGUGUAGAAUUAUUUUAGUAAUAAAUAUAUACUUCCUAUUUAUUUAUUCAGUCCCAUUGAAUACAUAGUUUUAGUUUUGUUUCAAUAAUUAUCAUUAGGAUUGUUCAUCAGAAUUAUUCUUAUUUGUAUAAUCCCUCUGUCCUCUUUUAAAUGUCCCGUUUUACCAUAUUGGGAUGUCCCUAUUUAA